UCUCUCAAUCUCUAUACCAAGCGUCACCCAAACCCAAAAUUUCUCAGAUCUGGAGUUCCAUGGAUACUCGUCUCACCGACUCCGAACUCAGCCUAACCACCUCUGCCACCGACUCUGAAAAGUCGUGGCACCUCCUCGCCCUCCUCCUUUCGCUUGGCCGCACGGCUCGCCCCACCGAGCUCGCUUCCCGAUGCGCCUUGUUCUCCGUCUCCCCUGAGCUCAUCGAGUCCCUCUGCUCAAUCCCUGGCUCGCCGCUCUUCUUCACCCGCGAUCUCUACGUCACUCUCUCUCCUGUCGCCCUCUCUGCUCUCGCGGGGCUCACGGCGAAUUCGAAUUUGAUAUUUGACUUGACGCCGCGGAUCCGGAUGGGAGUGGGCGGGGCAAAUAGGUGUUGUGAUAAAAUGCACUCUUUAAGAAUGUACUCUAGGAAGCGCAAGCCCAUUUCGUCUUCGGUUUAUUCGCUAGACCCAGUGUCAAAACGAAAAGUGAUUUUGAAUUCGGGAGCUGCGGAAGAAGAGGAACCAGCGCGCUUGUGUAUACGGAAAACAAUUCAAUAUGUUUCUGCAAAGGUACCAUUUCAUAUGACUGACAAUAUGUGUAUGAGCAUAAAUGUGCCGCCAGGUGACAUGGAAGUAAUUUUGAAUAAGUUGAAGUUCACUCCCCCCAUGUAUCCUAAUUCCAGUAGAGGUCAAUCAACAUAUAAAGUGAAGAACCUUGAACCUUUAGAAGGUGACAAUAAUACAAGCAUGCUUCUACAAAGGAAGACUAACAUGCCAAUAAUGGCAUGUGAACCUGAUCCAGGACCAGCUCUUCCAAAUACCAUUUUGGAUAAUAUAGUUGUUUGCGAAGAUGCUGGAAAUAAUGAAAGUGGUCUCGGAAGUACGACAAAUUUCAGUAAAAUAUGUUGCCAAGGAGAUUUUAAAUAUAGAGAUAUAUCUCCUUUAGAGGCUGGAUAUGUCGAUGAUGAUUUUAGAGCUCCACAAGUUAAGAUAGUUGAAAAUGAAAGAGUUCGGGAAGGCAGGGAGAAUCAACAGUUUAUUGAUUCUGGAAGCCUUCAAGGGGAAACAGAAAGUCUCUUACUGCCAAUUAAUACUUUCCUUUUGGACAUUUUACCUGAAAAUGACUCGAAAGAGAUGAAGGUGAAUUCUUUUGAUAUGAUUUCUUCUUUAGAAAGAGAGCAUAAAGCUACACAUGUGGAAACUUGGGCUCUCUCUCCAGGAGCUGAUCUUUCUGUAGCUCAGAAGCAGUCAUUGAAAUCCUCUGCAAAAAUGAAGACAAAACACAAGGAUUGGAUGUCUUCAACACUGCAUGUUUCCUCCAAGUUUUUGGAGCGUAAUAAAGCAGUUGGUUCUCCCAAAGAGAAGCGGCAGUGUAGAAGAAAUCGGCUGUCAAUCAGCACGGUGAAGAAAUUAAAGCGUGAUCAUGUUGACAUGCGUAUUAAGGAGAAAAGGGAAAACACUAGUGUUCCUCCAAAGGAUCAACAAGAGACAAAAGUGAUUCCAAAUUUUGAAUCUUAUGUAGUAGUUGAAGAAGAAGGUUCAGGGGGUUAUGGCACUGUUUACAGGGCACGGAGGAAAAGUGACGGAAUUACCGUUGCAAUUAAAUGCCCUCAUGCAAAUGCUCAUAGGCACCAUGUUAGCAAUGAACUGAAGAUGCUGGAGCGAUUUGGGGGUAAAAACUUUGUUAUAAAAUACGAGGGUUGUUUCAAGAAUGGAAAUUUUGAUUGCUUUGUUCUAGAGCAUGUUGAGCAUGAUAGGCCUGAGGUGUUAAAAAAAGAAAUAGAUGUAUUUCAGCUCCGGUGGUAUGGCUAUUGCAUGUUUAGAGCGCUUGCAAGUCUCCACAAGCAGGGAAUAGUUCAUAGAGAUGUUAAACCUGGCAAUUUCCUUUUCUCUCGCAAGGCCAAUAAAGGUUAUCUUAUUGAUUUUAACCUUGCCAUGGAUUUGCAUUACAAGUAUGGGAACACCAGCAAGUCAAGGAUGGGACGAGAUGUAAGCAUCAAUCAUGUUAUGGUUCCCAAUUCCAAAUCUGUUUCUCCAACCAAAAGUGGGAAGUUCCCAACUGCUAAAACUUCAGAAGCAGUCAAGCUGGAGAGAGCAAGAGGUUCAAAGUCAACUUUAGAUCCAAAGGAUCUGAAAAGAAAGGUGUACGGGCAAGCAAAGGUUUAUAAUGACUUGGGUAGUUGGAAUGCAAUCAAAAGUCAAGAAGCAGAUGGGUCAGGCAUAACCUCAGCCAAGGAUGUGACAAGCACCAGGACGACUCCAGCAGAAAGGUGGAGGGAACCUAUGCCAUGCCAAGGUAGGAAGGAGCUCAUCAGCCUGUUGCAGGAGGCAAUGCAAAGCCCAAAUUGUGAGGCAAAAAGUGUUCCAGCUCCUAUGAGAAAGAGAGUUUCUGCCUCUCCUAGAGAAGUGGAUGGCAAGCUUGUAUAUAUUACUCCUAUGCCCCUGCAUUCAACUGUAAUUGAUGUUACUGGUGCUGGCUCAACAAAGAAAAAAGGGGAUGGAAAGCAGAAGAGAGAAGGCCCUUGUGUUGGAACCAAAGGCUUCCGGGCUCCUGAGGUCUUGUUCAAGUCUUUACAUCAAGGCCCCAAGCUUGAUAUCUGGUCUGCUGGGGUCACCUUACUGUACCUGAUUAUUGGAAGAAUGCCUUUUUUUGGUGAUCCUGAACAGAACAUAAAAGACAUAGCAAAGUUGAGGGGCAGUGAAGAAUUAUGGGAACUUGCUAAGCUACACAAUCGUGAAUCCUCAUUCCCAGUGGAUCUCUAUAGUACACAAUGUUUGCCAUCCAUAAAGCUACAAGACUGGUGUGAAACAAACACAAAAAGACCAGAAUUUCUGGAGGAAAUUCCAAAAUCCCUUUUUGAUCUUGUGGAUAAGUGUUUAGCGGUGAACCCUCGAGUGAGGAUUGGCGCAGAGGAAGCUCUCCAGCACGAAUUCUUUGCUCCAUGCCGUGAAGGUCUGAGAAGGGAGAGACUGCGGAGGCACAGUUUUAACUUGGAUUCUGGAAGUAGCCAAUCUUUAUAUACACAAAACAACAUUGAACCUGUGAACAUUUUUGGGGACCAAGCUUGAUCAGCGAUAUGGAGGGUUUCUGCUUUUUUAAGCCAUGUAUUUUGGCUCUCAGCCCUUAGGUUUAUGAUAUCAAUUUCCAUUGUAAUGCUGUAAAAUAUCAGCCAUGCUUUUUCCAUUUAGCUAGAUUCCUUUUAUCACCUUGUAUAGUUUCCUUUUGUAGUUUUGUAUCUCUUUCAAUGAUAUGAAUUCAAGUGCUAAGAUAUUGUAGAAUUAGAGAAUAGAGAUGUCUAAUCAAUGAGCAUUGUUAUAUGCUAUAUUCCUAUCUCA
This is a messenger RNA of Juglans regia (Persian walnut), 3335 nucleotides long. RefSeq lists its product as uncharacterized. The transcript has 15 exons. Bases 60 to 3068 code for a protein of 1002 amino acids. NCBI's taxonomy places the organism in Eukaryota, Viridiplantae, Streptophyta, Magnoliopsida, Fagales, Juglandaceae. Gene Ontology annotation, molecular function: ATP binding; protein serine/threonine kinase activity. Gene Ontology annotation, cellular component: nucleus. The record is from RefSeq and is a predicted model, not a curated record. Gene Ontology annotation, biological process: protein phosphorylation; mitotic DNA damage checkpoint signaling.